GAUGGCUGUUUUGGUACUUCAGGUGGAAUUCGUUCUUUUCAGCUCCAAAACUGGAAGCAGAAAGUUAGUCGGACUAAGAAAGCAGAAUUUAUACGCACAGCAGAAAAAUUUAAAAAUCAAGUUAUUAACAUGGAAAAAGAUAAACACAGUCAUUUCUACAACCAAAAAAGUGACUUCAGAAUCGAGCAUAGUAUGCUGGAAGAAUUGGAAAAUAAAUUGAUUAACAGCAGGAAAACAGAAAGAGCAAAAAUCCAGCAACAAUUGGCCAAAAUACAUAACAAUGUGAAGAAACUUCAGUAUCAGUUAAAAGAUGUGAAGCCUACGCUUGACUUUGUUGAAAAGCUCAGAGAAAUGAUGGAAGAAAUUGAAAAUGCAAUUAACACUUUUAAGGAAGAGCAGAGGUUGAUAUAUGAAGAGCUUACUAAAGAAGAGAAAACAACUAAUAAUGAGUUGAGUGCCAUAUCAAGAAAAAUUGACACAUGGGCUUUGGGUAAUUCAGAAACAGAGAAAGCUUUUAGAGCAAUGUCAAGCAAAGUACCUAUAGACAAAGUAACUCCAAGUACUCUUCCAGAAGAAGUGGUAGAUUUUGAAAAAUUCCUUCAGCAAACAGGAGGGCGACAAGGGGGCUGGGAUGAUUAUGAUCACCAGAACUUUGUAAAGGUGAGAAACAAACAUAAAGGGAAAUCAACAUUUAUGGGAGAAGUUCUAGAACACCUUCCUGGAAGAACACAGGAUGAAGUUCUACAGCAUGAGAAAUGGUAUCAAAAAUUUCUGGCCCUAGAAGAAAGAAAAAGAGAGUCUAUUCAGAAUUGGAAAACUAAAAAGCAGCAAAAAAAGGAGGAAAUUUUCAAGUUAAAGGAAAAGGCAGAGACCAUAUCUGUGCUUUUUAAUAACAAACCAGAAGAUAAUCAAAAGCAAAAAGAACAAAGACAGAAGCAGAAAUUGGCAGUUGAAGCUUGGAAAAAACAGAAAAGCAUAGAAAUGUCAAUGAAAUAUGCUUCCCAGUUAAAAGAAGAGGAAGAGAAAGAGAAAAAGCAGCAGAAAGAGCGCCAACGCCAGUUUAAAUUAAAAUUAUUACUAGAAAACUAUACCCAGCAGAAGAAAGAACAAGAAGAAUUUUUAAGACUUGAAAAGGAGAUAAGGGAAAAAGCAGAAAAGGCAGAAAAAAGGAAGACUGCUGCUGAUGAAAUUUCUAGAUUUCAAGAAAGAGAUUUAUAUAAACUUGAAUUGAAAAUUCUUGAUAGACAGUCAAAAGAGGAUGAAAAGGCAGAUAAACAAAGGAGACUGGCAAAAUUAAAAGAAAAGGUUGAAAACAAUGUUAGCAGAGAUCCCUCUAGGCUUUACAAACCUACCAAAGGUUGGGAAGAACGGACCAAAAAGAUAGGGCCUUCAGGCUCUGGACCACUUUUACAUAUCCCACAUAGGGCUAUUCCAACCUGGAGACAAGGAGUUUAGAAAAGAAUGUGAGAUAAUGAAAUUAAUAUUCAGUUGAUGAAAAUGUUAGCAUAUUCAGUUAUAACAGGACAGAGUGACUAAUCACGUUCUUUAAAUAUCACUAGCCUAAUCAGAUUGAGUAUUGUGUUGUAUGUGAAUUGACAGAUGCUAAGUUCCAUUUGGUAUUGUCAUUAGUAUUUCCUGUUUAUGCUGAGAAGGUAUUUAUUGUGUAUGCUGGCCUAUUGAUGUAAAAUUUUUUAGAUAAGUUUAUGUUACAAAUAGUAUUUCACUUAAAUGCUCAGAAUAUUUAAAGAUAUUUUGUUUUUGUUAUGGCAUUGAAAAAUAAAUUGGGACAAUCACAGAGUGACAUUUUCAAACCAAAAUUUUGUACAUUUAUAUCUUGGAAGUAAAUUAGCUUGAGUAACAAAAAUGUAAAGCUUUUCUUUUUUGAGUUAUAAGAAAAAGUUAGUACUUUUUUCAAAGCUUACCAAAUUGGUAGUUUGUCAGUUACUACAUUUUUGUGUAAUGUUUUCUAUUUGUUUGAAGCAUGCUUUGUUUUAUAUAAAGAAUAUUUAAUUUAAAAAUUUGCCUCACACCUCAUAUAUAACCUAUUAUUUGUACUAUUGAUAUAAAUUUUUCAGUUUCCUUUAGCUUUUCCAAAUUUUCCUUCAGCCUUUCUGGACUUUACACAUUUAUAAAAUCUUUGUGUCUUUCACAUCUUUCUGGCUGGUGCAGUUUUCUUCUCUGCUUCUGUUUGCCUCAAAAUAUUUGGCUAAAGAGUUAAUUUUAAAAUUUCCAAACAUUUGUACAUGAAAACACAAUGUAACAAUUUAACAACUCAACUUUUCAUAUUAUAAAAUCUUAGUUCCUAACUUUAAUUAGUUCUCAUCUUAUAGGAAAGUUACCAUAUACAUAUUAAAUAUAGGAAACUUGUUUCUUAUGGCUUUUAUCUUAGAGUAUCUUUAAUUAUAACUUGAUACAUUUAAGUCACAUGACUCAGAAAUUUACUAUGAGUAGUAGUCAAAACCUUUUCUUAUUUGACAGUUAUUAUUCAGUGUAGAUAACUUACAAAGGAAACUGAAUUCUAAUUACACAGUUAUUGGUGCAAAAUAGAAGUAACAAUACAUCCUUAAUUAGGAAUGCCCAUUUUAUUUGUAGUACUCGUUCUCUAUAAUUUUAAAAAAUGAUUUGAGGCAGUUUAGAAAUAAAAUAUAGAACAGGGCAAGGGGAUUUAAAAACAACUGAACAGCUAUAAAAUACAGGAAAGUAAGGGUCUCUUAAGUGUUGCUUACUAAUAUGUUGCUCUUUUUUGCACAUAAAUGCAGCUUUCAAUUUCCUUUAAGGUAAGCAAACUGGGCAAUGUGAUUCUUAUGGCAUUUUUUGUUUUUUUGUUUUGUUUUGUUUUUUAAUAAAAGAAAGUGUAGAAGUUUCUUUGAAGAAACCGGUUCUAACUGAAUCUAAAAUAAAUGAGGAAUUUAUUAUAUGGACCCUUUAUAAUAAAGUAUAUAGAUAAACAAUAUAAAGUGUCUUCAGUUACAAGCUCAUGGAGAAGAUGUCAAAUAAAAAUUUAUUAUACUGGUUUAAAAAGUAUAUUAAUAAGAAAUUUAGGAAGAAACACUAAAAAAUGUUAUAAAGUACCCAUAAUUCCACCACCCCAGGGUAACUUUUUUAAAAAUAUACCUACAUAUUUUAAAAUAGCUGUAGUUAGAGAGUAUAUUUUAGUUACUAUAAUCACUUAACAUUACACAUUUUCCUGUCUUUCUAUGUAAUUCAAACAUUAUCAUUUAGUAGCUGAAUAAUAUUCAGAUAUGGGUGCUCUUUUAUUACCACACUUUGAAGACUUGAUCUAGUCUUCUUAACUAAUAAUGUAGAGUGCAUUUUAUGUGGGGUUAGAGUCUGUCAUGAAUAUGUCAAAAACCUUGUAUGAUCAGAAUCACUCAUGAAAGCCUUUUACUUACCUAGAAAUGUAUUAUUUCAAUGAGUCCACCAUAGAAAUAUUUCCUCCAUAUUUGGAACAUACUGCUGGUUCUUGAGCUAAGAAUCAGAAGAAUAUUUGGCUUCACUCUAAGGGCCAAGUUGAAUAGUACUGUCUUUUUGAGCAUAUAUAGAGUGCACAUAGUUAAUUCUAGUAAGUGUGUAUGGUACUAUACUUUGAACAUCUUCAGACAUUUGUGUGAGUGGGGUGGGGGGAGAGAGAAUUUUAAUUGUAAUAAGUAAACUACUAGACUGUGUACUUGAAGGGCAAGGAUUGUGGCCUCUUUACUUGUAAGGAAGCACUGGCCAUUUGUUAAUGUGGUAUUUGUUAAAAGGCAUGCAGGAAAACCUGUGAAUAAGUAGUUACUAGUACCUAAAAUUAUGCAAGGCACUUUGGGUUGUUGAAUAUGUGUAAGAUAACUCCAGCCCCAACAGUACAUUUUUUAAGAAAUACAUUUUCUAAGUAAGCUGUUAAUUAAAAUUAUACCCAAACUUCUGUUAGCUCAUAAUUAUAAGGAACCUAGUUCAGGCCUGAUCCUUGGGUGGAUAUUUUCCCCCCAAGACUUCAUGAAGUUUUAAAGGGAACUGAAUUCCCUUCUUUUGAAAAAUAGCUAAAAGCAUGUUAUUUCAUUUUUUAGUAUAUGGGUAGUUGGAGAAUAUGUUGAGCUUGUUUGCUGUUGCAGAUUGAUGCAACAGUGAUGCAGCAUGACACACUGACUCAAGCAAAGAGGGAAAUGUUUUAGAAUUGUUAAAGAAAAUGAUGCAAAGAGUCACAUACAUAUGAAUAUAUGUUGUGUGUAUAUUGCAUUGAGAUAUAUAUUUAAAAUUUCUGAUAUUCUAGAAGGGACUAGGAAUGUCUCUGAACUUUUAUAGUGUCAAUAAUUAUUUAAUAAACAUUUGUUUAUCUCAA
Messenger RNA from Pteropus alecto (black flying fox), 4318 nucleotides. RefSeq names its product coiled-coil domain containing 112 (gene CCDC112). The transcript has 9 exons. The coding region runs from base 130 to 1455 and encodes 441 amino acids. NCBI's taxonomy places the organism in Eukaryota, Metazoa, Chordata, Mammalia, Chiroptera, Pteropodidae. The record is from RefSeq and is a predicted model, not a curated record.